Molecule: messenger RNA, 2410 nt
Organism: Bradysia coprophila
Lineage: Eukaryota; Metazoa; Arthropoda; Insecta; Diptera; Sciaridae
Gene: gcl
Product: germ cell-less
Biological process (GO): germ cell development
Molecular function (GO): protein binding
Source: RefSeq, a predicted model, not a curated record
UUGCCUUCUACACCAUUCAUUCGUCGACUUCUUUUUAUUUCGGUUUGCUUAUAUUUUGUAAUUCCAUAGUAGAAGCAGUAUUUCGUCAACAAAAGUGAAAGCGGACAGAAUUAGUGCUACCGAAAUGGUAUGACUUUCGGACCAAAAUUUGCAAUGAAAUCGAGUUGAAUGAAAUUGAUUGUUAUUUACGUUUUAACAUAACAUAAAAGAGUUCUUUGUGUACGAACUUUAUAGGACACACGUUCUAAGGAAUUUGGGGACUAAACAUCCCAUUGUGUGAAGUGUUUUCCCCUAUUUUCCAUUACACCUAUCCUUCCACUUUCUUGGUGUACAAAACCCAGUGUGUAUUGGUGUGUUCGCUUUUUCAAAUCAAUUGUUUUCAUUGAGUAAGUUUUUUUUUACAAAGCCCAUUAUUAUGUGCAAUUAUUGACGAUUGGUGACCGUGUUGGUGAAACAAUAGUGCACUGGCUACGAUAAAACAUUUCGACGCAUGAAUUUGUGAACUGAAUCGAAAGCAGAUUCGUUUUUCAAUGUGAAAUCGAAAUACUAUUUUUAGUUUCAUUCAGAGUGAUAUCAUCGUAAAUAUAAAUUAUACAUACACCAGACAGCCAGCUGUAAUAGCAUUCUAUGUCAACAGCACAUUUUCUAAAAACGUUCGUUUUACACGAGAGACUACAUCGGACAUCUCUGGAAUAGUAUACGGUCCGAAUUGAAGAAAAAAUACAGAAAAAUACAAAAAUGGGUGCUCUCCUCGGGAAAAUGAAUUCACCAUUGGCUUGUGGCAGCGUAACACAAAUCAUAACCGGACGGAAACGGAAACGAGAAAAUUCCGAAUCCAGCGAUGACGUUAGCAAUACAUUGUCGAGAUCAAUGAACACACCAAAAAAAAAGAAACUUCUGACGACCACUCAGUAUAUCUAUCAAGCCUUAUACAAAGAACAACUGAACUCUGACAUCACAGUAUUGGCAUUGGGAAAAACGUGGAGAUUACAUAAGGUGUAUCUGUGUCAAAGUUCAUACUUUGCGAGUAUGUUUGGUGGCUCGUGGCGUGAAACCAAUCAGGAUUUUGUGAACAUAGAGAUUGUUGAUCCGAAGAUCACAAUUAACGCAAUGGAAACAGUUUUUGGUUCUCUUUAUCUGGACGAAGUUGUAAUUGAACCAAAAGAUGUCACUUCGGUGCUGGCAACUGCUACCCUCUUCCAACUGGAUGAACUCAUCAACCGAUGUGCUGAAGUAAUGAUCGAAACGGUCAACGCAGAGACAAGUAUCAACUACUACGAGGCAGCUUGUGAAUACGGAGUGCAUUCAGUCAAAAAGUCUGCGUUCCAAUGGCUCCUGUUAAAUUUGUUAAGCUUUCUGCAGAAACAUCCUCGGUGGUUGCAACAGGUCAACACUGAAUUAAUGACAGCUCUGGUAUCGAGUCCGGAUUUGUUUGUUGUGCAAACAGAAUUCACUUUGUAUCUGUUGCUGAGGCAGUGGCUAAUAUUAAAGUUAUUUCCGGACUACGAACAGAUGGGUGGUGAAAGACCGGAUUUUUUGAAAUAUUUCUCAUCAGUGGAAGAUAACAUACCAUUUCUGCAAACGGCGAGGGGCAGAAGAUACGAUCAACCAUUCCGUAAACUACGAAUUCAAUACCUCAUAAAUCAUCCACUCGAUUUGGAUGUUAUUCUAAAUGAUCGUCUGAUUCCUCGAAGCUGGCUGUACAAUCCGAUAAUUCAACAAUGGCAUUCAAUGCUCAAAAUUGAUCAUUCGGUUGAUUCCGGACCACAAGAAAGUGAUAGUAAUGUCUUCUUGGAGACCUGUCUACGAUGCGGUCGAAUACUUCAAGAGCAAGGAUUCCAGAAGUGGCGAUGGACAGGUUUCAAUUUCGGCCUCGACUUGAUUUUAAUUACAGACGCUAGAACGUUAAGUAUAAAACGGCACCAGCGACCGGAAUAUGAGCGUCUGCUAAGUAUGCAGACGAAACGUCAAUUCUUGCUACGUAUCACCAUUGCAUCGCUAAACGAUCAACGCCAAGCAAAACAUACUCAAACCACUGACAUUCAGUGCUUAAGCUUGGAAAAGAAUCAAGAGACCACAUUGAUAUUUAUGGACCAGGAACUGACGUAUCCGUUGUACAUCUCAGUCAAUUUACUAGUCGUUUCACCAAAUAAAAUUAAACGAGAGUCUACGCCAAGCGUUCCAACGGAAGUGAAUUUACCAACCGAUAAUGUCAACGAAAAUCACAGCGAGCCUAAAUCGAUCAGUGAAUCGAACUUAUUUUCGUCGUCAUGAGCCGGAUUUUACCUGCACAAUUAAUUUUAUUUAUAAUUUCAACUGCGUAAUUUAAAUCAGUGCAGUUCAACAGAGCCAUUUUUUGUAUGCCGAAAUACAUUUUCUAUAAUUGCAAGUCGUUGCGACCGGAAGCUUU